Messenger RNA from Lodderomyces elongisporus, 378 nucleotides. It is a transcript of the gene ATP20, whose product is annotated as F1F0 ATP synthase subunit g. Gene Ontology annotation, biological process: proton motive force-driven ATP synthesis. Gene Ontology annotation, molecular function: proton transmembrane transporter activity. The record is from RefSeq and is a predicted model, not a curated record. NCBI's taxonomy places the organism in Eukaryota, Fungi, Ascomycota, Pichiomycetes, Serinales, Debaryomycetaceae. The coding region runs from base 1 to 378 and encodes 125 amino acids. The transcript has a single exon.
AUGUCCGCCAUUGUAUCAAAAGCAGCUGGUCUUGCUAACUCCUUGAUCUCCAAGUCAAAUGAACUUGUGACAAAGUCUAUCUACUGGAGCAAAGUUGGUUUAGAAUUAUCAAAGAAUGUCAUUCAAAAAGAAGGCAUGGGCAUUCCAACAGGGAAACAAUUUGAAUCCGUAUACCAAUGUGCUGUGAAGCUCAUCAAGUCACCCCAAGAACAACAAAAAUUGAUUGAGCAAGCUAAGAAAUUCAGACCAGACACUAAACAAGCAGUCCAAUAUGGUGUUUACGGUGUCCAGAUAGUCGGUUUCUUUUCACUCGGUGAAAUCAUUGGAAGAAGAAGCUUAUUUGGUUACCCAAAAUUGGACAACUCGCACCACCAUUAA